Messenger RNA from Leguminivora glycinivorella, 3829 nucleotides. RefSeq names its product elongin-B (gene EloB). The transcript has 5 exons. Gene Ontology annotation, biological process: transcription elongation by RNA polymerase II. Gene Ontology annotation, molecular function: protein binding. NCBI's taxonomy places the organism in Eukaryota, Metazoa, Arthropoda, Insecta, Lepidoptera, Tortricidae. Gene Ontology annotation, cellular component: elongin complex; VCB complex. Bases 157 to 516 code for a protein of 119 amino acids. The record is from RefSeq and is a predicted model, not a curated record.
CAGGUGCUCUAUAUUACUCCCAAUCAGCACCAGAGCAAAGUUGUCGAAAUCAACAAAUGAGAAUCGCAACUCCAGUCAAUUGAGUUUCGUACGUACGCCUUGAAGGGUAGCGUUUUUAAAAUAAAUGGUUAAUAGUUACUAAAUAUAAUCUCAAAAAUGGAUGUCUUUCUAAUGAUUAGGCGAAAAAAAUUAACCAUCUUCACGGACGCUAAAGAUACGACAACGGUACUGGAAUUAAAGAAAAUGAUUGAAGGCAUCUUAAAGACUCCUCCCCCGAGUCAGAUGCUGUUCAACAAGGACAGCCAGCUCAUGGAAGACGAGAAGACCCUGGCGGAGUAUGGACUCACCUCGGCCACAGCUAAAGCUCAGUGCCCGGCACCCAUCGGACUUGCUCUAAGAAAGGAAAGCGGCGAAUUCGAAGCUCUGGAUCUGACCCCGUAUUCAUCGCCCCCGGAUCUGCCCGACGUCAUGAAGUCACAGGAAGCCAACGGACAGGAGCAGAUGGACCAGCACUAGGCCGCCGGAGCGCCGCGCCCGCGCCGCGCCGCGCCGCGCCGACACCGCAUACGACACACACUUGUUUUGUUAAUCAUUUAUUGAUUUGUGCUCGAUUUUAACUAUUCUGUUGCUACACGUUUGUUUGUAGUAUUUUUGUGAUGCUUUGUAACGGAAGACGUUUUACACGGUGCGGGACGAGUGCGCUGGGAGCCUCCACGCGCGCCGAGGGUCUCAUCUCGACACUUUAUCGUAUUGUAUCCAUUGUAUAUUUUGCGGAUUUGUGCGUGGAAGUUUCCAGCGAAUAUAUUAGAACAUGAUUUUCAUUCGUAACGGCUUUUGGUGAAAUAUUCGCGUGAUGCUGUAAUUUAAAUGCAUAUAAUAUCGGUCGGCAUAUAACAGUAAUAAUGUUAUACCCAGUUAUUAUCACGCGAUAUUCGCCCGAGACCUAGGCCAUGACAUCUUUUAAAUCUUUAAGUGUCUCCGAGGAUAACAUUCGAGCCUCUCAUAGUUGCACUGAACGAUACUUUUAGUACCUAAACGCUGCGACUUGUUACGGUAGCUUGCUCAGUAGGGCGGGGCCUGCCGACAACUUAUUUUCAUAACUUCCUAUAAAUUACUUUUGCCUCCAUGGCUAUACAUUUAUUGUAUUGUUUCGCUCAAUUUCUAAACGUUACUUCGAAAUGAAAGGAUUUUGUCUUAACUGAAAAAUUCAAUUUAUUAUUUCAAUGUGAAAAAUUCUUACAUUUGAAAUCGCACUUUUGUGAUCUUGUUUUUUUUUGUUUAGACCAGGCAGUUAAUGACUGUUUUUAAAUGCGCUUUUUAUAUACUACUUUUUAUUUCCUCGCAAUAAAUCCUAGCAAAAAUAAGUAGUUUAAACUUAACGAGUUUUUUAUCCAUUUAUUAAAAGGGGUAGGGGUAAUAUCUACUGGAUUUAUUAGAGGGGUCUUUGUGACGUAAUGUUACAGUCUGACAUAAAUUAGCAAGGUGGAUUUGUGGGCGUUUUUUAUCGCGUUUCAACGGAAGAUAACUACUAACUGAAUAAUAAUUAUUUCGAUGAACUAAUUUGGGCGAUACUGAGAUGUGAAUUUGUAUCGCUAUUGUUUUUUUACUAUUUUAGUACUUACAAAAUAUAACUGAUAAUGUUUUUUGGCUCGCGUUUAACAAACUUAUCAGUAUUCCAUCAUUAUUUAUUAAUUAAUACGUUUGUGUUUUUUUUCUAUUUGAACGAACAACGAGCGGCUCGCCUCACUAGAGUCACUCGCCUAACUCCUCUGUUGCUUGUAUCUGUCUCUGUCGCAUCACGUCGGGGGCGCACACCCCUUCUCUACUAAAAAAAUAGACCUAUUUUAGGAUAUUGACGUCUUACAUGCCUUUUACGUGAAGUAAUAAUCAAUAAUCAUCCGUGGUCUUAAAAAGUGCGCACCCGACACUAGCGCCAACGACGCUGCGCCACUGUUGGACGCUGAAAUGAGUUGAUUUAUGUUCUUAGCGUAGGAUUUAAUGAUUUGUGAUACAAAACGACGUUAUACGAAUUGUUAAUGCAUUUCUUGAAAUUCAAAUAGUUGAAGAGUCGCUCGGUUUGAUAGUAUGAAAACUAAUGAACUUUGAAAAUACUGUACCUAAUUCGGACAAAUAAAUGUAAAAUGUUCUGUGUUUCCAUACUACAUGCACAGUGCUUCGACUGAUUGUAAAACUUUAUUUUUGUACCUAUACAUAUUUCUUAAGAUUUAUAAUUUCCUGUAUAUUAAGUUGCACGACAGAUAUAACCAACAGAUCAUUGUACAUCUUUUUUUAUAAAAAUAUUUAACUAGCAUAGAAUCAAAUAGUUAUAGCUGAUACUUGUAAUAGGGAGUAAAUAGGAGCUUUUCACCACCGGGCUACUGCGCCCUCUAUUGUGAUUUAAUAAUAACUAAUGGCCGUCGCCCGAGGCCGAGGGUCGCGUCCCGAGUCCCGACGGAUCGCUACUUACUUUUGUAACGGGAACUCCGGCACCCAUGGCAUGUGUCCCGAGUCGGUCAAUUCAGGUGCAUAGCUCGCUAAUGCGGCCACGGCGCCCACGGCCAACGGCCGGCGACGCUACUUCAGAUCUAAUCCAAGUUAGAAUAGUUGGGUAUUAAACGAUAUUGCACUUUAUUGUACUAUAACAUAGGAUAAAUAAUCAAACCAUCCUUCAACAUAGCCACUAAGGACAAAUGUCUUCAUACAAAAAUAUGGUGUAACGUGAUAACAUGUACACAUGUAGGGGAGUCUAGGGCAGAAGCCAUGCCGCGGGGCACCGCAGACAGCUCUGUGUGAGUCAUGUGUUGUGCGGCGUGCUCAAGGGCUAGCAAACUAAACUCUACGGAGUUAUUUAUUUGCGUGUUCAUACUAUAACGGCAUGGAAUGAAGUGAUGGGCUCGUGACGUGACUCGCCGAGUAUUUAACCCCACAAGUUUAAGAUUUUGAAAUGUUUAAAUUAGGUUUGAGCGUUACAUCUUAAUAGUGGUACUUUUUUUUUAUGUAUUUUCCAUACAAAAAGUUACUAACCUUGAGCGUCUUGUAUAGUUAUUUUGACCGACUUAUCAAUGUAAAACCUUCAAUAACUCCUUGUCCGUGUAUGAUUUUUUUUAAUGUAUCCGCGAUAGUCGUCGUUCAGAUUUGUCUAUGGUGGCCCUAUCAAUCACAUUACGUGAAUACUUGUAGGUUUAUAAAUUAAACACAACCGUUUUGUAUGAAGAUAAAAAACUGUGCCAGUACCAAGAUUUGUUUCAGUAUAGAUAAUGAACACCAGACCCUCUAGCACAACUUGCCUUGUCGCGUGCGAGUCCAUAUUUGAAGUCGCGCUUGAUGUAUGGACUCGCGCGCGACAAGGCAAGUUGUGCUAAAGGGUCUGAUAUGCAAUAUUGGUUCCCCGGGUAGGUAAUCUUAGUGGUUAGUCACCGUUUCCUCUCGUGCGACCCUGUUCCGAUGUUGAAUAACCCACAUAAUCAGUGUACUAUUUAUUCCGUCUCUUGUGAGUGCAGGCAGACAAAGAACCGAUAGCUAAAAUAUUUCGCUUCUGAACAUUAUGUGCUGGCAUCACUGAUUUUUUGUAAUUCCUAUCUUGCCCAAUAUAUAGAAGUUUGUUAAUUUAAAUUAUUUCAGAAAAUGUAAGUAUAAUUAAAUUUACUUAGAAACAAGUUUUAAUCGCGUCGGUUUUUUGUUUCGGCUGUACCUGCAUUCUGCAUUAGUGAUGAAGCAUUCAACUAGACACAACGAGACUAGAGUAUGUAUGGAUAGCGUAGUAUUUCAUGUGCGCGUAUGGAAGUCUACAAUUAAUGAACCAGCAGGAAAUAAAACUGUUUUGAUUUGU